UGCUGGGUGAACACUCUGCUUUUCUGCCUCUCCUCUUUCCCCCUCUCUUCUCCCUCUUUACCCCAUCAUCUCCUGUCCAAAGCAUCGACCUGUCGGGAUUGAUCCGGAUCGUGGACGCUGGGACACCAGCUUAUCCGCCUCGCUCUCAUCGUCUCCUUCGCUGGUGCGACGCUGAGGCUACCUGACCGGUUCUUCUCUGGUGGCACCGUAAGUCGUCCUUCGCCUCCUUGGUUCGCAGGCCUUGCGCGAAACACUCCCAGACCUUCGCCAUGGAAAAGGCCUGCACAAACCUCACCGAAGUCGUCCGUUCCGUGCGGCUGUUCAAGAUCGAUGGGUUUAGCAUGACCAUGGGCAUAGGCAGGGACUACAGCUUCAAUUGCAGAUGGAGUUUCGACGGGUAUGAUUGGGAAGUCCGUAUUUAUCCACGGACCAAUGAGGAUUUCAAUCUCUCCUGGGUGUCACUACGUCUUAUCUUUCUAAGUGAAGCCCGCACGUGUGCUGUGAGGACGACUCUACGCUGUUGCUUGGUAGAUCCGACAGGAAGGCUUAAGCCGUCUGAAGAAGAUUGCAGGUCAAUAAUAUUCAGGAAACCCCAAGAUAGCUCAUCUCAAGUGCCCCUCAUAACAAGAUGUGAACACCUCGAAUUAUCGGGUUAUGUCAAGGAUGACUCUUUUACUGUGCAAUGCACCCUUGAGGUUUUCAAGGAACUACCAGAUGUAGCAACGGUCUCCCUGAAAGAAGUGCAUCUCCCACCCUCUAACUUGCACCUGCAAUUUGCUCAGCUCCUUCAGAGCGAGACUGGAGCGGACGUCACAUUUCUCGUGUCUGGUGAGUCUUUUGCUGCGCACAAGCUCAUCCUCGCCGCAAGGUCCCCUGUUUGUAUGGCCGAGUUCUUUGGAGACAUGAAGGAGAAGUGCUCUCAGACUGUGGAGAUCAAGGACAUGGACGCUACCGUAUUCAAGGCCCUUCUUCAGCUCAUCUACACCGACACCGUGCCAGAAUUCGGACAACAGGUAGAGGCAGAUGUGGAGGCCAUCUAUACCGACACCAUGCCAGAAUUCGGACAGCAGGAGGCGGCGGUGACGGUGAUGGCUCAGCAUCUCCUUGCUGCCGCUGACAGGUAUGGACUGGACAGGCUGAAGCUCAUUUGCGCAGGCGAGCUCGCUGGUGGCAUCAACGUCAACACAGCAGCGACAACUUUGGCUUUAGCCGACCUGCACAACUGCCCGUAGCUCAAGGCGAGGUGUGUUGAGUUCAUCAUCAAAACUUCUGCCACUCUUGAUGCUGUGUUGGCGACAGAGGGGUAUAAGCACCUGGAGGCAAGCUGCCCUUUGGUGGUGAUUGACCUUUUCAAGGCUGCGCGUGGGAGAAAAAAUUGAAGCGUAUCUUGCUUGCGCUUUCCGGGCAUGUUUGUCUAGUAUACUACUAUAUUUUGCUGCCAACUAUUUCAACUUCACUUCGAUGUAAUUUUGUGCUAAAUGGUCUACUGUGAGUUUGUGCUCCUCGAUGGCAAGCAUUGACAAGGUGAUAGGCCCUGUUUGUUUGUGCUUAUGAUUUUGCUUUUGCAUUUUUUUUUCACUUUGGCAAAAAGGCCACAAAAGCUCCUAAAUAGGGGCUUUUUGCUUCGGCUUUUGACUUA
Molecule: messenger RNA, 1639 nt
Organism: Triticum urartu
Lineage: Eukaryota; Viridiplantae; Streptophyta; Magnoliopsida; Poales; Poaceae
Product: BTB/POZ and MATH domain-containing protein 1
Biological process (GO): protein ubiquitination
Molecular function (GO): protein binding
Source: RefSeq, a predicted model, not a curated record